AUGCAGGUCUCCUUUGUGUGCUCCGAGCACAGCAUCAAGAGCCGGAGCGCGGAGGACCGGCUGAACCGACAGAAUGCCGGCAGCCCCAGCCUCGGCACCCGCGGCAAGUUCCGCGCGGUGGCCAUGGUGGCCCGCAGCCUGGGGCAGCUCUCGGUGCAGAACGCCCCCUCCUCCAGCGAGUCCAGCGUCAAGCAGCCGGGGAUGAAAUACCGGAACCUCGGGAAGUCUGGGCUGCGCGUGUCCUGCCUGGGCCUGGGGACAUGGGUGACUUUCGGAGGGCAGAUCACAGAUGAGAUGGCGGAGCAGCUGAUGACUUUAGCUUAUGACAACGGCAUUAAUCUCUUUGACACAGCAGAAGUCUACGCUGCUGGCAAGGCCGAAGUGGUGCUGGGGAACAUCAUCAAGAAAAAAGGGUGGAGACGGUCCAGCCUGGUCAUCACCACCAAAAUCUUCUGGGGAGGAAAGGCCGAGACAGAAAGGGGCCUGUCCCGAAAACACAUCAUAGAAGGUCUGAAGGCGUCGCUGGAGCGGCUGCAGCUCGAGUACGUGGAUGUCGUGUUCGCCAACCGGCCCGACCCCAACACGCCAAUGGAAGAGACGGUGCGAGCCAUGACCCACGUCAUCAACCAGGGGAUGGCCAUGUACUGGGGGACCUCGCGCUGGAGCUCCAUGGAGAUCAUGGAGGCGUACUCGGUGGCCCGGCAGUUCAACCUGAUCCCGCCGAUCUGUGAGCAGGCCGAGUACCACAUGUUCCAGCGGGAAAAGGUGGAGGUGCAGCUGCCUGAGCUCUUCCACAAGAUAGGUGUCGGAGCCAUGACCUGGUCCCCACUGGCCUGUGGCAUCGUCUCGGGGAAGUACGACGGGGGGAUCCCCCCCUACUCCCGUGCCUCGCUGAAGGGAUACCAGUGGCUGAAGGACAAGAUCCUGAGUGAGGAGGGCCGGCGGCAGCAGGCGAAGCUGAAGGAGCUGCAGGCCAUUGCCGAGCGCCUGGGCUGCACUUUGCCCCAGCUCGCCAUCGCCUGGUGCCUGCGCAACGAGGGUGUCAGCUCAGUCUUACUGGGGGCCUCCAAUGCUGACCAGCUGAUGGAGAAUAUUGGAGCAAUACAGGUCCUUCCAAAGCUGUCGUCUUCCAUCGUCCAUGAGAUCGAUAGCAUCCUGGGCAACAAACCCUACAGCAAGAAGGACUACAGAUCCUAAGCGCGCCCGA
Manacus vitellinus (golden-collared manakin) is the source of this 1207-nucleotide messenger RNA. It is a transcript of the gene KCNAB2, whose product is annotated as potassium voltage-gated channel subfamily A regulatory beta subunit 2. Gene Ontology annotation, biological process: regulation of action potential; regulation of potassium ion transmembrane transport; potassium ion transport. NCBI's taxonomy places the organism in Eukaryota, Metazoa, Chordata, Aves, Passeriformes, Pipridae. Bases 1 to 1197 code for a protein of 398 amino acids. The record is from RefSeq and is a predicted model, not a curated record. Gene Ontology annotation, molecular function: voltage-gated potassium channel activity; potassium channel regulator activity; transmembrane transporter binding. Gene Ontology annotation, cellular component: membrane; voltage-gated potassium channel complex; juxtaparanode region of axon. The transcript has 14 exons.